CACGCUUGUAUGAUCACAUUUCAACCCCAACUGAGAUGUGCUCAAAGUCGCUGAUUGAAUCUUCCUUGGUGAACAGUUAACUGUCACUUCUUAUGCUGUAUAGGAAGAAACAGGAUUCACUUCAAAUGAUAAAGUAGACCUUUCUUUAACAUCUUGUCGAAAGCGUUACGUGGUCGUUUAACUGGAGGUUACGUAAACCGGCACGAAAACUGUGGGCGCACAAUUUUGCAACUGAAAACCAGGUGACCUAGUUUAGCGAAUUCAGUCUGGUUUUUGCGUGUUGAACUCGUUGGUUAGAACAGCCUGUGCUAAGGUUUAAGGCUCUAAUCGAACUUUGUUUUGUGUAGGUUGCAUCUUUUGUUUUACAUAUACCUAAUUUAUGAUUUGUAAUAAUCUGCUAAACCUUCUGAGUAACUUUCAUACGAAUUUCUAGUAAAUUACACUGCCGUGUACACUGUUCUUUCACCUAAUUUAAAUGUUCUUGUGACCAGUUAUGACUAAAAGUCGUAAAACUAAUUAGAUUCUAUAUAUUGUGCUGCCAUUUCCUUAAUUAAAAAUAUCAUUUUGCAUUAAUUGUCAUCUUAAUUAUCGCUGCUGGCAAUUCUACGAAAACAAUACACAGUUGUCUCAAAAUGAGUUGACAAAUAUCUCAGAAGUAUAAUCGCUGAUUUAAGUAACGUAAAAAUGCACAUGCAUAUGAUGAUCUGCAUAAGAUUGUCAGUUACGAUUGUCAGUUACAGAUACUUUCUUUGUUGUUUUUUUCGUUAGAAACAGUUGACAUGUUUACACAGAGAGUAAUCAGCAGAGUUGAAGACUUCUGUGAAAUAGGAUCUUGAUUCGCGAAAACGUGCCUUGUAAGUGUUUGAAAUAAUGGGAGAAGAAACCACUACCGACGGAAGUUUACAGAUACAUCAAAGGUUCGAAAACGAAGGCGAUAUAGAAAGCCCGACAUGCGGAUUAGUCUCCUGGAGACCAAACUUUCUUCAGCGUUUUGCCAAGGCGAAAUGGUUUCUGCUGUUCCAAUGUUGGUUCGUCCUAGCACAAGGCAUGAUCGUUUCAGGGUUUCAGGGAGUUGUAAUUUCCUCACUGGAGAGACGUUUCUCGUUAAAGACAAACGAAAUUGGAGUUAUAGUCAGUUGUUACGACAUUUCUGCCGCAAUCAUGGCCAUCUUAGUGAGUUACUACGGCCAUCACCAUAAACCGAAGUGGCUCGGCAUUGGAGCAUUCAUUUUAGGAAUUGGAUGCUUCUUAUUCGCUCUCCCACAUGUUCUCGUUGGCCGAUACGAGCCAGGUUCUAGUGCGACAAAUCUUUGUUCUACGGAUUCCCUUCCGUCAAACUUGAUCUGUAGAAGCUCAGUCUGGUAUCACAUAUUUGUCUUUGUGCUCGCGGAGUUUUUUAUCGGAAUCGGAGCUACCCCCGUGUAUAUUUUGGGGACUGCAUUCAUCGAUGAGAAUGUCCGCCGCACCACGUCGGGAUUGUUUCUUGGAAUUAUGUACGCUGUAGCAACGUUUGGUCCUGCUGUGGGGUUUCUGCUUGGAGGAGAAUUUCUCAGGAUAUAUGUUGAUAUCAAGCAGCCAGAGGGUGUAAGUCUUACACCUGAGGAUUCAAACUUUAUUGGGGCAUGGUGGAUGGGGUACAUCCUUGGUGGCUCACUGUCCAUCUUGGUCAGUCUUCCUUUGCUUGCAUUUCCAAGAGAGCUUCCAGGAACACCACAAAUCCGGGCUGAAAAACAGAGAUUUUCAGACACUGUGGAGGAUGACAACAUGCCACAUACACUGAAGCAGCUACUUCCCUCACUUAAGUCACUUCUUACGAACAAGCCUUUUGUAUUUCUUUCUCUUGCCUCAGCAUUUGAGGGAUUUGCUGUGGGCGGUUUUUCUACAUUUUUACCCAAAUUUGUUGAGGCGCAGUUUCGUAUCUCAGCUGGCCUGGCAAGUACGUAUACUGGCCUAGUGGUGGUACCAGGAGGGUGUGGAGGCAUGCUCUUUGGAGGUUAUCUUGUAAAAAGAAUGAAAUGGACUUGUGACAAGACUAUUAGAGCUUGUUUUGUUAUUGCCUGCUUAGCGACACUCUGGGCAGCAGGACUGUUCUUUGGGUGUCCCAACAGAGUAUUUGUGGGUGUAACAGAUCCAUACAUUAACAGUCCUAGGUCAUCACUUGUCAAUAUUACUUCUUCCUGUAAUGCAGCAUGUAACUGUGACGUUAAGUACUUUUCACCUGUUUGUUCCAAACAAGAUCAGCGAACAUUUUACUCUCCUUGUUAUGCUGGCUGUAAGGCAGAUGACAGAUUAGGCGACAAAGGUUAUCAGAACUGUAGCUGUUUUGUGACACAAUCAAAUGAGGGAAUUGAAGGCAGUGGAUGUCAACCAGAAUGCAAUAACCUUGCUCCCUUCCUUUUCUGCCUUUUUGGUCUCAUGGUUUUUACAUUUUCAAACAACAUCCCAGCAACUACAGCAACUCUCAGAUGUGUUUCAGAAAGCCAGGGAUCAUUUGCUCUGGGCAUAAACCAGCUUAUUGUCCGUAUUUUGGCCUUUAUUCCAGCCCCAAUUGUGUUUGGAUAUGUGAUUGAUGCUGCAUGUAAACUGCAUCAAGAGGACCCUUGUGAUCUUGGGGCUAAGAGGAACUGUUUGGAAUAUGACACUGAUUUGUUCAGGUAUCUGAUGUUAGCUGUUGGUGGUGGUUUCAAGCUUUUAUCUGCAGUAGCUUUCUACUUUGCAUGGAAAUUUUACAAACUGCCAUCCCAGAGUCAGUCGAAUGAGGGUUUGAAUCGAGAGUCUGCUUCAUCACAAAUAACGAUUGUGGAUGGACACACCAAAAAAAUGCCUGAAACAGAGUUGAUUCCUGUUGCACAGUUUAUUACAGUUUCAGAUUCUGGGCAAGAAAAACCACUUCCUAGCAAAGAUUUUGCAAGGACAACCAAUGUUUAGAUACAAUAAACAGGCGACUCCCUUAAAUCAGAAUUGAAAAAUAUAUAUGCUUCCUGGUUACACAAUUGUUGAGUCACCUAAAAGUAUUAUACUCCAUACACAGUUAUUGAAUCACUUGAAGGGCACAAAAUCUUUUGCUCUGAAAAUUCAACAUUUUAUAUUAUAAAAUAAUUCAAAUAGUACGUGCACUCUGAUUGGCCAUAAAACCAUUUUACAUGAGCAUAUGUAAACAUGGUUUUCAUUCCUCUUUCAUUAGUU
This is a messenger RNA of Pocillopora damicornis (cauliflower coral), 3186 nucleotides long. RefSeq names its product solute carrier organic anion transporter family member 4A1. Gene Ontology annotation, biological process: transmembrane transport. The record is from RefSeq and is a predicted model, not a curated record. Gene Ontology annotation, molecular function: transmembrane transporter activity; protein binding. Gene Ontology annotation, cellular component: membrane. Lineage: Eukaryota; Metazoa; Cnidaria; Anthozoa; Scleractinia; Pocilloporidae.